This is a messenger RNA of Cylicocyclus nassatus, 303 nucleotides long. NCBI's taxonomy places the organism in Eukaryota, Metazoa, Nematoda, Chromadorea, Rhabditida, Strongylidae. The record is from the annotation of a GenBank genome assembly.
AUGUCCGAAACGACCGAUACGCCUGUAUAUCCGCUACAGCCUCACGAAAGGCAGAAAAAGAGGCGCCUGCAGUACGACAUCACCCCACCCGACUUCUCCCGUGCAGCUGAUGAUCUCUUGAAGGAUGAGGAUAUUCCACUGUAUGCUAGAACUGUACUAGCUUAUCUAGUCGAAUCCCACAAGCACUUCGAGGCGGUCAACGAACGGAAUCGUCACUUGUUGAUAACUCUAGCAUGCGUGACCCUGCACCCUCCCCCAUGCAUCGAGCUGAUAAAGAAGAUCUUGAGAGAGAGCGAGCUUUAG